CCUGCGCGGCGGAGGAGGCGGAGUUGCAGCAGCCCAUGGCGGGGCCGGGGGAGCCCGGAGGCGGCGCCGGGCGCGCAGCUACGCCCCGGAGCCCCUCGGCAUGCGAGCCGGCGGGCGCCCAGGGAGGGCGCGGCCUGGCCCCGCACGGCUCGGCGGCGGCGGCGGCUCGGACGGCGGCGGGGACUCAGGAGGCAGCGGGGCUGGGCGCGGGCGCCGGCCACAUCCCACGGCGGCGGCGGCUGCGCGGCUCCUGCUCCGCUCCUGCUGCGGCAGCUGCUCCCCAGCGGAAAGGGGCGGGCGGCGGCGGCGGCGGCGCCUCCCCCUGUCCCCCGCCUCCCGCCUCCCGCGCCCAGUCCCUCUCCCGCUCCCUCUCCCGGGCCGCUGCCUCCUCAGCGCCGCGCGCGUCUCCCAUCAGACUCCCCGCCCCCAGUGCAGCGCCGCGCGGGCGGCCGAGCGGCGGCGGCCAAAACAAGGCCGGGCCCUUUGGCGCUCGUCGGAGCCUGCGCGGUGUCGAGCCCAUUUAGCGGUGGCACCGAGGCAGAGCGUCGGCUCCGGGCGAGAGGGCGCCCGAGGGCUGGGAAGGCUCGCGGCAGAAAUGGGGCCGGGUUGCUUCCGGGCCCGGGAGACGCGGGCCAGGCACGCGGAGUUGCUCGCUGUCCCCGCUGGGAGCGCAACUCGAAGUCCUCGACGGCCGCUUGUUAACCAGAGGAAAGCGAACACAAUAAACCUUCCCUGCAGAAGGGAGAGGCAGGAGCAGGUCUCUGUUCCAGAGGAUGGAAAUAUAUCUCAGCCUCCCAGUUAAGCCCUGAAGUUAGAAACCCCUGAAAAGAGCUGCCCUGAACUCGGGCAUAUACUCAGAGCAGAUCAAGACAACAUUGUUCCCAGCAAGACUCAGAUAUCUCAAGCACGUUUGAAGAGCUCAUAAUGCCUAAGUAAGACAGCAGCAGCAAGAUGGCAAUCAUUUCAGCUGAGACCGUAUCCUCAUAAUGCAAUAUUAGCCACUGUGAUCUUCUAUCAUUUCCUUCCUGGAGAGUUAUGGCUGUGGCAUUGAGGAUUUAAGACCUACAGCCGGAACACUACUUACUACAAAUCUCUCACAAAGCUGCUGCAAUAAAUCUCGUAGAGGAAAGUCAUUGCAUAAAAAAUCCCCAACUCCAGGGAGCUUGCCAUUUAUUUUCCUAGAAAAGAAGGGCUGUGAUGAGAGACACUCCAUGCUCCUUUAACUCCAUGGAACAGCACUCAACAAAGCAUUCAUCAUGGAAAAUUGAGUGAUGGGCCCAAUAAGACCAACUGGGAAAGGAAGAUGGAAAGAGAGGUACCCCCACCCAAGGCCUGCUCAGGGAUUUCCUCUUAGCCUGAGGAUUGGCUCUGCAUAGAACCAGCACAACUGAAGGUGUACUUCCUGAAGACUACCUUCAGAAGGCUAGUGGUCUAAACCUGGCCCAAUCAACUCCAUAGGUUUCUUUUGUCUGCACAGUAUUUAAAGUGUUUUUAUUUAGAUCCCAACAUUUAAAAAUGGAAAAUUUCACAAAAGAAGAUUAAAUCCAGAAUGCUGGUGUCACUAAACAAAUUAGAAUAUCUGACAACAGUGGGUGGGAUUCCUGCAUCCUUCCCUCUUUAGACAGUGUGCACGCUCCAGUGUGCCGCACUGCUUCCCCUUCUACCGUACCUGCCCUUUAGGCAAUGGAGUUUGCAACCCCUAUACUAAUCCAUCACCCUGGGGUCCAUUCUCUCACUCUUUACUCCCACUGUUCUUGUAUCAGAGGUGAACUUAUUGAAUAGAAAACAC
This is a messenger RNA of Myotis daubentonii (Daubenton's bat), 1789 nucleotides long. RefSeq lists its product as uncharacterized. NCBI's taxonomy places the organism in Eukaryota, Metazoa, Chordata, Mammalia, Chiroptera, Vespertilionidae. The record is from RefSeq and is a predicted model, not a curated record.